This is a messenger RNA of Strongylus vulgaris, 264 nucleotides long. NCBI's taxonomy places the organism in Eukaryota, Metazoa, Nematoda, Chromadorea, Rhabditida, Strongylidae. The record is from the annotation of a GenBank genome assembly.
AUGCUGUUUAUGCUCCAUGCUUUUAGUUCGAUAGAACUGGAGUACCGAGGUCAUGAUCCGGAAGUCCUGAAGUCUUACACCAAAUUUCUUGAGAAACAUACUUAUUUUGAAUUUGUGAAGCUUGGAGAAGUAACUGCUUCUUCUAGGCUCACAUUUUUGGAAUAUAUCGAACGGAAUAUUCCUGAAGGUGUCGGAAUGCGAAUUGGUUAUGUAGAAAUGCAGCCUUUGCCUCCUACGGUUAAGCCAAACGUCACGAGUACAUAG